UUGAAUCCAGAUCCAGAUCCAGAGGUCUGCCCUUUUCCAGUCCAGAUCCAGCCACGACGAGGUUUUCAUUGUUUGCUUUUUCCAGAUCUGAGAGGACGAGGAGCCUAACUCUGUUAUCCCGUUAAGAUGGCAUACGCAGGUAUCCAGAUGUUCAUGGACCAGUUGAACCAGCUUAUUAACUGCAAUGACAUUCCAUUCUUCAACAACCUCUCUGUUGUAUCCGAAAGGCCUCAAUUCCAGUUUCUCUAUGACGAGCUUGGCUCCAUGAUGAAAACCCUUUUCAUCGACCAACAUCAAGACAUCCAAAAACUUAAUGAUCUGAAGAAGAUUCGCAUAUGCAGCAGAACAGGCACAAUAUAUCGUCGAUCUCUUUCUAUCCGGUGUUCACAGUGAACAUUCUGAGGACUUUAAUCCCUCUCUAAAUCUUGAUGACGUUAGAACAUCAUUAAACUCUAUCAAAGUUGAAUUCAUGAGUAUGAAAUUCGAUAGCAUGAAGAUGGAAUCAUCUCCAAGACCUGAAAGAAUGUUAAAUCAAUCUGCUGCUGCUGCUGCUCGAAUUUCGUUCAACAGAAAUUCAAAACGAUUGGAUGAAAUCGUAGUGGGGAUGGAUGGUGAUGCUGAGCUGAUAAGAGACAAACUUGUGGAAGAUCAAAAGAAGCUAGAUGUUAUCUCUAUUGUUGGUAUGGGUGGAAUUGGCAAGACUACACUCGCCACCAAAGUGUUCAAUGAUGGUUAUGUUAAGCAUCAUUUCUAUGUCCGUGUAUGGGUCACUGUUUCUCAAACAUAUGAUAAGCGGGCUGUGUUGAUUCAAAUUCUGGCAUCCAUGGAUGUAAAACUAGAAUUUGAAAAGACUAGUGACUCUAAACUUCAUGAAAUGGUGCACAAAUACUUAAUGAAUAAGAGAUAUUUGAUUGUGAUUGAUGAUAUUUGGAACAUAGACACAUGGGAUAAUUUGAAAUUAUUUUUCCCCCAUGACAACAACGGAAGUCGAAUUUUGCUCACCAGUCGCCUCACUGAAGUUGUUAAGCAUGCAACUUCAAAUGGACUGAUUCAUCACUUAGGACAUUUGAGCAAAGAAAGAAGUUGGGACUUGUUGUGUCAGAAGGUGUUCCAUGGCAAUGAGUGCCCUGAAUGGUCAAUUAAACCUGGAAUGCAAAUAGUUGCAAAUUGUCAAGGAUUACCACUAGCUGUAGUUGUCAUCGCAGGAGUUUUAGCCAAAGAAGCAUGUAGUGAAAAGUUGUGGGAGGAAAUUUCUUACAAGACGGGUUCAUAUCUUGUAGGUGACCAAAAUGGAUGCCUAGAAAUAUUAGCUUCAAGUUACAAUCAUCUUCCUCUUCAUUUGAGAGAGUGCUUUCUUUAUCUUGGUGGCUUACCAGAGGACUACGAGUUUGAGGUACGAUGGCUGAGUUGGUUAUGGGUGGCUGAGGGGUUUAUUCAACAAGGUGGAGAUCGAUGCUUGGAGGAUGUUGCAGAGGGUUACUUGAUGGAUCUAAUUGACAGAAAUCUUGUAAUUGUAGUAGACAGGAGGGAGUCUGAUGGAGGUGUCAAAGCUUGUAAAGUGCAUGAUCUUGUUAAGGAGCUAUGCCUGAAAAAAGCCAAGGAAGAAGGAUUCAUCCUUCAAACAGAAAGACUAAUAUUGUCCUCUGAGCUUUCGAAUGUCACUACACUCCGACUGCAUGAAAAGGCUCACUUGAGGUAUCUUGCAAUCCAGAAUUCAUCAGAAGAUUUCCCAUCUUCAAUAUGCGAUUUAUGGAACCUUCAAACUCUCAUUUAUUUUUCAUGUCGUGAUACUGUUUUACCCCGUAACAUAUCAGAUUUAGUAAGUCUGAGGCAUUUGAGUUAUAAUCCUUCUAACAGUGGAUGUUUGUACUUGAAGAACAUAUUUUUUCUUCCUUCCAUUGACAAACCAAUGAAAUUGCAAACAAUUUCACAUGUGGUGUUGGGAGAUGGUGUAGAUAAUUUUCAAAAGUGUUUUCCCUACAUUAAGGAACUUACAUGUACUACAUACACAGAAAAGGAAAAUGACUUCCAAUCUCUCACCUACCUUGAAAAGCUCAAGUAUAUUGGAAUCUGGGAUUCAUGUAUGGAUGAUAGUCCCAAAGGUGAGCCAAGCUAUCAAAAGAAUCACAUUACAUUCCCAGAAACAUUGAAAACACUUACGCUAAAAUGGUGCGCUCUACCAUGGAGUGACAUGUCAAUCAUUCAGUCAUUACCUAAUCUCCAGGUUUUAAAACUAAAAAGAAAUGCCUUUAUGGGAAGCUGCUGGAAGGCAGAUGAACAAGAGUUUCGACAGCUAAAAUUCUUGAGACUUGAAAAGUUGGAUAUCAAACUGUGGGAAGCCUGUAGUUCAAGCUUCCCGUGUCUCAGACAAUUAGAAAUAUUAUUCUGCUACGAUCUCGAAGAGAUCCCCCUUGAAAUAGGGGACAUACCAACACUUGAGCUCAUCAAAAUCAUGUAUUGUAAGCACUCGGUUGGUGAAUCUGUUAGAAGAAUUGAGGAAGAGCAACAAAAUAUGGGAAACUACGAUCUUAAGACUGACGUCCUCUACUUAGUGGAUUAAGAUGCAUAGAAAGAUGCAGAAAUCAACCAUUCUGGCUGCCAAUUUUUUUUGCAGUUAGUCUUAGUCUGAGGCUACUAAUUUUGGUCUUGUUUUGUACAGUGAGUCUGAAAACAUUUUGAUCUAUAAAGUGU
Messenger RNA from Helianthus annuus (common sunflower), 2691 nucleotides. Its product is annotated as putative late blight resistance protein homolog R1A-4. Gene Ontology annotation, molecular function: ADP binding. The coding region runs from base 470 to 2560 and encodes 696 amino acids. Gene Ontology annotation, biological process: defense response to other organism. NCBI's taxonomy places the organism in Eukaryota, Viridiplantae, Streptophyta, Magnoliopsida, Asterales, Asteraceae. The record is from RefSeq and is a predicted model, not a curated record. The transcript is spliced from 2 exons.